UUCGUGUGCUUGGGGACGUCCAAAGGCCUCCCCGAAACAGCGAAUAAUCAUUUUAGGUCUCCUCGCCUGGUGCUUGCCAACACUGAUAACGCGACGUGAGGGCCAUCGAUCAUACGUCAGAGUCUUGAGUCCUGCAAACGUCACCAGAUCACAUAACGCAGUCGACGGACGGUUGCUGUAGUCUACACCGUAAGAGCGGCAGCCGUCCGCAACCGCGCGGGGCUGGUACCAUGAGAUUGCCGCAAAUAGCGGGCGUCUUUCUUGUGUCUAUAGUCGGAGGUGAAGGGUUCUUCAGCCCAUGUGCUGGCCGGCACGUGUGUGCCGGCCGCCGCUCCGCGCCGAUUCACGUACAUCAUCACCCUUCUACAAUAUACCGGCGGUGGGAUAGUCGUACCUAUUGCAGCGUGGCACUACUUCGGGGUGGGGGGGGACGCAGCUGGAAGGCCAGGCGACAGUCUUCAUCUCUCGGGCUAAAGAACGCAGCCGCGAAUGACGAGGAGGCUGGGUUGGGCGACGAAGCAAGCCUCAUUCCAUUCUCUAAGCCGACGCUACAGAACAACAAGGUGGUGUCGGAGGAUGCGACAGCUUACAAGCCAACUUUCCCCCGAUACCGCAGGCUGGCGACGACGUUUUUCUUCAAGGACGAGUUGCACCUGGCCCCGGCAGAGGUAGCUGCGCUCUCCGGCUUGUUCACCCUCCCUUGGGUGUUCAAGCCACUCUAUGGGUUCCUGAGUGAUGGACUGCCAGUCUUCGGGUACCGCAGGAGGUCGUACAUGGUUCUUGCGGGGCUCCUGGGGGCAUCGGGUUGGUUUUAUCUGGCCAACUUUGCGGAAACACCGUUUCAAGCUACGGCAGCCAGUAUCGUAGCGAGCUUGGGAGUGGCAGUAUCCGACGUCGUAGCCGACAGCAUCGUGGUCGAAAAGGCGAGAGAUUCAGACUCUCAGGCUGUUGCCGGGGGGCUCCAGUCCUUGUGUUGGGGCAGCGCUGCUGUGGGGGGGAUCACCAGCGCGUAUUUCUCGGGAUCUCUGCUGGAGACGAUGACGACAAGAGAAGUCUUCUCUCUGACGACCUACCUGCCGCUGUUGAUCACGGUUUGCGCCAUGUUCAUCGACGAGAAGCGGCUGACAGAGAACAUGAGCAGUCCGAAACAGAUUGUGUCGGAGCAAGCAUCCGCGCUGUGGUCGGCCAUCAAGAACAAAUCUGUUUGGCUGCCGGCGCUUUUCAUCUUCCUCUGGCGCGCAACGCCGUCCUCCGACUCGGCAUACUUCUUCUUCCUUACGAACGACAUCGGUGUCGGGCCAGAGUUCCUUGGACGGGUUCGAUUGGGAUCGAGCAUCGCAAGCCUGGUAGGGGUGUGGAUUUUCCAGUCGUUUCUCAAGGAGACCAAGAUAAGCAAGGUGCUUUUCUGGACUGCUGUGGCGGCUGUGCCAUUAGGGUUCACUCAGUUGCUGCUCGUGUACCACAUCAACCGGGACCUUGGGAUCCCGGAUGAGCUGUUCACGUUUGGAGAUGACGUCGUGCUGACGGUCCUCGGGCAGAUCGCGUUCAUGCCAACCCUGGUGCUUUCGGCGAGAUUGUGUCCCCCAGGAGUGGAGGGAACUUUGUUUGCGUUGCUCAUGUCGAUCUUUAACGGGGGGGCUAUCGUCGGCAGCGAGUUGGGGGCCUACCUGACCCGGGUGAUGGGGGUCACCGAAGCUGACUUCCGCAACCUUGGCAUGUUGAUUGCGAUAUGCAACGUUAGCAGCUUGCUGCCGCUGCCGUUUUUGAAGUGGAUCGAUUCUGUGGAGGGCGAUGAGAAUUCUACUGACGAAGCAGCUAAUACCCCCGGAAAGAGAAAGUGAUAUGUGGUCGUGGGAAUGGUUUUGCUCAUGACAUGGCUUGCAGUUUACUGUUGUUGUUUGUUGGCAACGCCGAGACUUGUACGGUGUGCUAUGCUCCAACCACGGUCCUUUAUUGAUGCAGCGGUGGCUCUUGUAGCGUGGGAUGUGUGCCUUACUAGUCGAAAACCUUGAAGCGAUGGAGAGUAAAGUUAGUGCUAUUUAGUUCUACAGAUAAUUAUUGAU
Molecule: messenger RNA, 2063 nt
Organism: Ectocarpus sp. CCAP 1310/34
Lineage: Eukaryota; Phaeophyceae; Ectocarpales; Ectocarpaceae
Source: the annotation of a GenBank genome assembly